UAUUGUCAUUUGGAAAUUCUAUUAUAAAUACUAAACCAAAAUUCUCAAAAUGCCGAAAACAGUUUUUGUUAAGAUUUUAAAUAAAGAAAAGAUGUUCAAUAUCUAUUACCUUUAAGUUAAUAACCAAACUUCAUCAUGCUAUUUUCAGCAUCUAAAUGCAUCACUGAGCUUCAUUCAGGAUUAGAACUUAAAAUUUACCCAGCUGCACAGUUACCAAAGGCAAAACAAGUUAAAAGCCGUCGAUGUGCGGAAAAGUGAGGAAAACUGAACUGGCUUUACUGCCGACUGCGGCAGAGGAAACGUUAUUUCCAGGAAAUGCACUUAGCUCUUUCACUCCGUUUCAUUUUUUCUUUCCCUCUCGGGUUAAGCGAAAAUUUGUAGGACCCAAUAUCGCUAGGAACUUUCUUUUGAUCAAGUGAGAAAUUGGUGUGCGAAAAACGGCAGUUGGAAAAGCUCACUCACUCGGAAAAACAUUAGCGGCGGGAUGUGAGAACGAAAGCGAAACAAUCCCAAUCCGAAGAUGCCAAAGUACAGAUGCCAGAAAAGCCCAUGGAGCUAAUUAAGCCGCCUCGCAUGAGUGGCGUUGGUGGUUUUCAGGGGUCGGAGGUUGCGGGUGGCGCUGAAUCAAGGGAAAGCACUAACUGCAACAUCAACACCGGCAAUAGCAAUAGCAACAGCAACAGCAACAUUAACAACAAGCGCAACAAGAGCAACAUCAGCGGCAGCAACAACAACAACAAAGAUGAGAAAUCGCUGGCUUCCUGGCUUCAUGAAGAAAUAAGUCUAGAGUACCAGUUGAGGAAAAACUUGUUCAUCUUCAGCUCUAACGAGCUAACGGAGCGACGCGGACCAACUCAACUGAUGGGCGGACUGGCGGCCUAACGGACGGACAACUGUGAGCGAUUCCACACAAAACGAGCGGAUAGGCAAACAACCAGCAACAAGAGCAGCAACAAGAGCAGCAGCGGUACAAGUAGCAAAUGGCAAGUGCAAGUGUAACAGCAGCAGACUCCUGCACAUUUCUGGAGAUGGUCUCGUGAUCACGAGAUCUACACAAGCUCUGAGCUGAAAUCAUAUUAAUAAAGUAUUGUUAGC
Molecule: messenger RNA, 1095 nt
Organism: Drosophila elegans
Lineage: Eukaryota; Metazoa; Arthropoda; Insecta; Diptera; Drosophilidae
Product: probable serine/threonine-protein kinase DDB_G0276181
Source: RefSeq, a predicted model, not a curated record